GGCGGCCCAAGCGUAAUAGUGGUGGUGGUGUCUGCUGUUAUUGCUGACAGGAGACGGCAAGAGCCAUGAGGAUUACAGGCACCGUCCUCCACUUGCUUCUUAUGCAUCUCAGCUCCUCUCACAUCACGCACUGGACAUACAAAGAAGGAGAGCUGGACGAGGAGCACUGGGGAAGACACUUUGCCGACUGUGCUGGCAAGCACCAAUCUCCCAUUGAUAUUCAGAAGAGGAAGGUAAGGUACAACCCGCAGUUGAUGGAGCUGGAGCUCAGUGGUUACGACGGACCCUUGCAAGGGAAUUUCACCAUGACCAACAAUGGGCACUCGGUCCAGAUUGAUUUGCCGCCCACCAUGCGCAUCACCAAAGGACUCCCAAGCCGCUUCACUGCUGUCCAGAUGCACCUUCACUGGGGCGGGCUGGACCUGGAGACCAGUGGUUCUGAACACACCAUAGAUGGCAUGAGAUACUUUGCAGAGCUGCACAUUGUCCAUUACAACUCUGGCAACUACUCAAGUUUUGAAGAAGCAAAAGACAAGCCGAAUGGGCUGGCCGUGCUUGCUUUCCUAUACGUGGACGGACAUUUUGAGAACACCUACUACAGCAAAUUCAUUUCCAACCUGGCCAAAAUCAGAUAUGCAGGGCAAUCGAUGAGGCUCACAUCACUGGAUGUCCAGGGCAUGCUGCCAGAAAACCUCUCACACUUCUACAGGUACCCAGGCUCACUGACUACACCACCAUGCUCCGAGAGUGUCAUCUGGACCGUCUUUGAUUCUCCCAUCAUCCUGUCACCCACACAGAUUAAGCUGCUGGAGAACACCUUGCUGGACUGGCAAAAUAAAACCCUGCGAAACGACUAUCGGCACGCGCAGCCCCUCAACGACAGAGUGGUGGAAUCCUCCUUCAAAGCUAAAGUGGAGCAAGAAAUCUGUCACCUAGAAGAACUCAGCUUGAAACUGGAGCAAAUACAGGCUCAGCUCCAGGACGUGAAGAAGCAUCUGUUAGGGGGAGUGCACCUGAGGGGUGCUCAAUCUAGUGCUUUCCCAGCGUUCUUCUUCCCCGCUGACAACAUCGAGAGCUACGUGAAUGUCCGGCCCCGCCAUGUCAUGACGCUCCACUCCUUCACCUUGUGCUUCUGGAUCCAAACCCAGAACCGUGGGAGUCAGACUGUUCUCUCCUAUUCCACCCCAGAGAGUGACAAUGAGCUGGUGGUGACCGUGGGGUCAGACGUGGGGCUGUGGGUUGGGGGCCAUUUUAUUAACUUCUUCCUGCACCAUAGGUCUGAGGAGUGGCUCCACUACUGUGUAUCCUGGACAUCCCACUCUGGGACAGCAGAUCUGUGGAUUAAUGGAGCAGUAGGGAGGGAGAAGAGUAUCCAGAAGGGGUACGUGAUCCAGGCCGGAGGGACUCUUGUCCUCGGGAAGGACAGAGACAAUCUUCUUGGGAUCUUCUCCAACAGGUUCAUAGGCCGGAUGAGUCAUGUGAACCUCUGGAACAAGGUUCUUAGUCACGCCGACAUUCGAGCGCUUGCUCUAUGCAAACGCAACGAGCUGAGAGGAGACGUCAUCAGUUGGGGGGAGACCCCCAUGAGUGUCUCAGGAGGAGUGGUGCUGGAGACAGAUUCCAGUUGCCAUUGA
Alligator sinensis (Chinese alligator) is the source of this 1634-nucleotide messenger RNA. RefSeq names its product carbonic anhydrase 6 (gene CA6). Gene Ontology annotation, molecular function: carbonate dehydratase activity; zinc ion binding. Lineage: Eukaryota; Metazoa; Chordata; Crocodylia; Alligatoridae. The coding region runs from base 66 to 1634 and encodes 522 amino acids. The record is from RefSeq and is a predicted model, not a curated record. The transcript is spliced from 10 exons.